AUGGAUAAAGGAAAUCGUUCAGUUGUGACAGAAUUUAUUUUUAUGGGCAUAACUCAGGACCCACAGCUGCAGAUUAUCUUCUUUGUGGUGUUUCUUACUGUCUACCUGAUCAAUGUAGUUGGCAAUGUUGGCAUGAUUAUCUUGAUCGUGAUGGAUGCACAACUUCACACGCCCAUGUAUUUUUUCCUUUGCAAUCUGUCCCUCGUGGAUCUUGGCUACUCAUCUGCCAUUGCUCCCCGAAUGUUGGCAGAUUUUCUGACCCAGCGCAAGGUCAUCUCCUUCUCCAGCUGUGCUACACAAUUUGCCUUCUUUGUUGGAUUUGUGGAUGCUGAAUGUUAUGUUUUGGCUGCCAUGGCAUAUGAUCGUUUUGUGGCUAUCUGCCGCCCACUUCACUAUAGCACUAUGAUGUCUAACCGGAUCUGCCUUGUGCUUACGGUGGGAUCCUACUUUGCUGGACUGGUAAGUUUGGUAGCCCAUACUUCACUCACAUUCAGUCUAGAUUACUGUGGUUCUAACAUCAUCAACCAUUUCUUCUGUGAAAUCCCACCACUCCUAGCUCUCUCUUGCUCAGACACUUACAUCAGUGAAAUCUUACUCUUCAGCUUGUGUGGCUUCAUUGAAUUCAGUACCAUCCUCAUCAUAUUUGUUUCCUAUGCUUUCAUCCUGAUUGCCAUCCUGAGAAUCAGCUCCAAUGAAGGUCGGCUCAAAGCUUUUUCCACCUGUGGAUCCCACCUCACUGGUGUCACCCUGUUCUAUGGAACAGUCAUGUUCAUGUAUCUUAGGCCAACAUCCACCUACUCCCUGGACCAAGACAAAUGGGCAUCUGUGUUCUAUACUGUAAUCAUUCCCAUGUUAAACCCUAUUAUUUACAGUUUGAGAAAUAAGGAUGUGAAAGCUGCUUUCAAAAAAGUGAUCAUCAGGAAAUCUCAAUAA
Molecule: messenger RNA, 933 nt
Organism: Gracilinanus agilis (Agile Gracile Mouse Opossum)
Lineage: Eukaryota; Metazoa; Chordata; Mammalia; Didelphimorphia; Didelphidae
Product: olfactory receptor 1019
Exons: 1
Coding region: 1-933 (310 amino acids)
Biological process (GO): sensory perception of smell; G protein-coupled receptor signaling pathway
Cellular component (GO): membrane
Molecular function (GO): olfactory receptor activity; G protein-coupled receptor activity; odorant binding
Source: RefSeq, a predicted model, not a curated record